Crotalus tigris (Tiger rattlesnake) is the source of this 2982-nucleotide messenger RNA. It is a transcript of the gene SLC39A5, whose product is annotated as solute carrier family 39 member 5. Gene Ontology annotation, cellular component: membrane. Gene Ontology annotation, molecular function: zinc ion transmembrane transporter activity. The record is from RefSeq and is a predicted model, not a curated record. Gene Ontology annotation, biological process: zinc ion import across plasma membrane; BMP signaling pathway; intracellular zinc ion homeostasis. The transcript is spliced from 12 exons. The coding region runs from base 400 to 2280 and encodes 626 amino acids. Lineage: Eukaryota; Metazoa; Chordata; Lepidosauria; Squamata; Viperidae.
CCAGAUGAAAGCAAAACUGCUCCAAUUAAAAAGUCUGAAACCUGCCGUUGUCUCUUAAAAUCAGAUGUUAUUAUUUGCUCUAGAGUUGCUGUUUGACUUGGUGUUCAAGGCAGCUGGAGAAAGCAGGCACCAACCAAGACUUGAAAAAAAUCCACGAGCAUCAGAUUUGGAUCGCCAUUACUGAGAUAUUCAAAGCGGUUGAAGGCUGAUCAGCAAUUCAAAAUUUUAUUCUAGCCUGGGCAUCGUGAGAGGGUCAGCCUGAUCUGUAAAGGGAUCCCACUGAGAUGCAUAAACCAAAUUUCAGGAACAUGGUUUUGUGCCAAAGGAACACUCUACAGCUGCAAGUUGACUGACUGCAGGUUAACUAAACAUCAGACACAAGUGUAAGUGCCCCUGUUGAUGGACCAGUGGACCCUGAGAUCCCCUCUGGCCAGAUUCUGGGUGGCUUGGCUUUCCCUGCAGGCCAUAUGCCAUUUUGCCCAGGGUGAGCCACCUGACUUGCUGGCUGGUGGAGCUGCUGGGCCUCUGCUGGAAGACGCCACCCAAGAGCACGGUUACUACCUGCAGCAGUUGUUUGGACAGUAUGGUGAGAAUGGCACUUUGUCCUUUGAGGGCCUGACCCGCCUCCUGCUAAGCCUGGGGCUGGGGAAGGUGCAGGUGGUGGAGAUCGAACACGAGGAACUGGGCCAUGGUCACGUCUCCCAUCUGGACAUCCUGGAGGUGCAGGAAAACAAGCACCUGCACUUCCACUCAGCACUGGAUCAUAUCAGCAAGUCAGAGCACGGGGCCAAGACUCAAGUGGAGAGUGUUACCCCCACCAGGCCAGGAUUCUCUCUGCUGGACCCUGAACUCCAUACCCCAGUCUCUCCUGCCUUCCAUGAGGUCAGCCACAUCCUCAAGCCCAGCUUUGGGCAAGGCCCCGGGAAAUCUGACAAGGAGAAAGAGGAAAAUGUUUUCAUGCCUCCCCAUGGACAUUCUAAGCUAAACCUUCUGGAGGGAGUCAUUGCCUUAGAUCACUCAGUCUUCAAUCACCUGCAUGAAGAUUGCCUCAAUGUGUCUCAGCUGCUUGUCAAUUUCGGUAUGAAUACCAUCUCCAAAAUCACCCCAGAGCAGUUCACUCUGCUGUGCCCAGCACUGCUGUACCAGAUCGAUAGCCGUGUUUGUAUCCAGCACUUGGAUGAUGUGACUUUCAACACGUCCGAGAACUCGCUCUGGAAUGGCCUGGGCUGGGGAUUUUUGGCUAUCACCAUGACCAGCUUGCCCUCAGCACUGGCCAUUGUCUUGGUGCCCCUACUGAGUGGAGAAACCUUCCAGUUCCUCCUGACUUUUCUGGUGGCGUUGGCUGUGGGGACGUUGUGUGGGGACGCUUUGCUGCACCUCUGGCCACAUGCACAAGUGACCUCCCAUGGCUUGCUGUCCUCAGAAGAAGAUGGCGUUCUGAAGGGUCUAUGUGUCCUAGGGGGCAUUUACUUUCUGUUCCUCACUGAGAAUCUCAUGGGAACGCUCAACCAAAUUCGCGCAAAGAAGAAAAGUGCGACUGGAAAGCAACUUAAGCAAUCUGGUACUAAGGUAGACAAGAAUGAAGCAGAGAGGACCUUGCAUGGUGCUGAAUUGCAGAGUUUGAGAGUGCCGGAAGAGGACCCUGGUAAUGAAAAUGGCAAAGUCCAGGACUGCUCCAUUCAAAUUCACAACUCGGAAAACCACAGGACAAGCCUGGAGAAGCAAACAGAAGAGAUACAUCAUCAUGGUCACUCCCACAGCCCAGUUGGGACUCUCAAGGCUGGGAUAGCUGACAUUGCUUGGAUGGUUAUUCUUGGGGAUGGGGUACACAAUUUCACAGAUGGAUUGGCAAUAGGGGCUGCCUUCUCAAAUGGACUCUCCAGUGGCUUAAGCACUACGUUGGCGGUCUUUUGCCAUGAACUACCCCAUGAACUGGGAGACUGUGCUGUCCUACUCCGGGCGGGCAUGCCACUCCGGUGGGUGCUGUUGUUUAACCUGCUGUCUGCUUUCCUGGCUUAUUGGGGCAUGGUGUUAGGGACAAUUGUCAGUCAGAACACUUCCCAAGUCACUCCCUGGAUCUUUGCCACCACAGCUGGUGUUUUUCUUUAUGUAGCUCUGGUUGAUAUGCUACCUGAAAUGUUGCAGCGACAUUCUACCAGCCGGAGAAAAAGAUCCUUCAGACACUUCGUUCUUCAGAACUUGGGCUUUCUCAGUGGAGGUGGCCUCAUGCUCUGCAUUGCUCUCUUUGAAGAACAUAUCAGUGUCCGCAUGGAUGAGUAAGACAUUUCAAAAGGAAUUCCCAGCUGCAAGGCAAAAUGCACUCGUGGCUCUGUUGUCAGUUAUGACUGUCUUCUUCCUAUAGCUGAAAAGGCAGCUGUAAAAUCCUUUUACUGUGAUUGGAUAAUCCAAGGAAGUUGGAGAGGAGAACAAAAGAAAGUUUGGAAGGAUGAGGGACAAACACUUUUGCCAACCCCCACAAUCCUGCGAUAAUGGGUAUGGUGCCAAGAAAAUUUAAGUCUAAUUCAGCCUGCUUGAUAUUGUAAAAUAAAGUAGGCUGCCACUAAAAUUAGCAUGUUGAAAACCCAUUAUACUUUGUUAAAUGGAGGAGGGGACAGUUGUUUUAGGAGAGUGGACCUAAUUUAAAUGUGUUUCUGUCAACGCUGCAACGAAUUUGGCUGAAGCCAUUUCUACUUCGUUUUCGGUUGCCACAGUAUGGGAGGGAGGAUGUGUGCUUUUAAGGUUAGACAAAAUAGUAAAUUGUCCCGUGGGAACCAAGAUCAUUGCUACCUGGGUUUUGAUGGACUGAGCCUUCCCUUAGAAAGGCCACCAAAGUAGUUAAUUGGGGAAUGUUAUUUAUGACAUCAUGCUGCGGUGGGAAGUUCAACUUUGCAACAUUGUAAUCUUUGGGAAGGAACUUCAGUCUUGGUUUCACUUUUGAUCCUGCCAGUACUUUGUAGCCAAUAAAUAUGUUCUUUAAGGAAA